CUCAAUUCACAGCGCGAAUUAUGUAUGUAUAUAAAUAUAUAUUUUCAUACACUACUAAUGAGAAAUGUUUGUGUGUACUAGCCUAAAACAUAGUCAUCCAUAUUAAAUAUUAAAAUGCACCCAUGGCUAUGAAUGUUUAGCUCCACGGUUAAGAGGAUUUAACUUUAAAUAUAUUUCAUUUAUUAAUGUAGCAUAUUUAUCACACGCAGAAUGUUUUUUUAAAUAUAUUCCUAUUAUCCUAUAGCAACCCAGUGUGGAUUGUUGUCUGCAUAUAUUAACUUACCAGCAGUUACAAGGUAUGAUGGUCAGACUGUAAAAAUAUACCUCUGAGAUAUGUCCAUUUUUAGCACAAUACGAAAUAAUCCUACCGGCCUUCAUGUAUUCACCUGGCUGUGUCACCACCACAUUUCAGGAUUUUUGAUAAUGCACCAGUCAAUGGAAUGCCCCGCACCCCCCUACCCGGGGAAUGCUGGGGAAUAGCGGGGAAUUAUUGAGUGAUUGAACCUUAUAUUCGGCCAUGGUACACAGGGAUUUAGACUGUAUUAGUUAUGUUAUCAGGUACCGGGGACUUUGGCGGGGCUUAUAUCGGAGCCGCCAUCUUGAAAACGAGAAAGGACUGGGUAUGAGCAAUGAAAGCAAGCUGAUAAUUUUGCAAAUGAACUGACAAUCUCUUGUGUUAUUAGGUCACCGUUUUAUUUUCUUGAAAGUUAUUGUAAACCAUUUAGAUGUUCCAUUUUUUAAGCAUUCAGUAUGGACCAUAGAUAUGAUUUAAAUUUUAAGUAAAAAGGGAAAGGCGCAGUUUUUAGGGGCCCCGAACAAUGAGCAAAACCAAAUCGAACUGAAAAGAAGCCAGUUUAAUAGAUGUGCGAAAUUAAGUAUGAAUAAGGUAGUAUUUAUCAAAUAGGUCUAUUUCCUUUAGAUUGAUAUUCUUUUUAGAGAUUGUAUGGUGGGCCCGGAAAGCCGGGACAUUAUUUGCGUUUAGACAAGUGAGAGUGGCCCAUAUAGAGGGGAGUUAGAGUGAAAUGGAGCAAGGUCUUGGUCUAAUCCCCCGCUGUUCCCCGGGUAGGGGAUGUGGGGUAUUCCCAGGGUGUUAGCUAGCCCAUAAUCAUACUGUUUGUUUGACGAACUCUUCCUAAUUGAAGUAGCUAAGUGGCUUUCCCAACUGGGUCUACUGGAAGAUUUUCAUUUUUUCUGAUGAGAAAGUGCAUUGUGUUUGAUUUUAUAUUAUUAUAUCAAACUUUUUUCCCAUUAACUAUUUUCUCAAAAUGUAUCGCGUUUCACUCAUAUUGGGUCUGUUCACUGAAAUGAAAUGUACAAAACAAAGUGUAAUCGGUGUGCAUCCGUAUUCAUUCACCGGAAAAGAAAUAUACAAAACGAAGUACCAUCGGGUGCAUUUUUCAGUAUUCAUUCACCGGAAAUGAAAUGUACAAAACCAAGCUACCGUUGUUUGCAUCUAGGGAGAAACACGUUGGAAAAAAACUCUAUUUAUUCCUACACAAGGACUUUGAUCCGUCAAAAAAACUUCCCCAAUUUACGUUUAAAGGACAAAACUUUUUUUCUGGCUAACACCCUGAUUCCACUGACUGGUGCAUAAUGCUCACAAUUUCUUUCUUAUAUAGUUUUUCAGUUCUGAGUGUGUACAAUCUUAGUCUUUACAAAUGAAUGGUGCCAUCUGAAGCUGACAUAUUAAACAAAAAUGUCGACAAAUAUAGAUUUUGUUUCCCAUCAGCAGAUUGUUCGGUUGUUCUGCAAUAGAGGUAGCCUUGAAGGUGCCAUUAAAACAAUAAUUGGGACAAAAACUGACUUAGUAUUUCUAUAUAUGAAAUUGUUAUUAAAUUUUAUGUGUCCAAUAAUUCAUUCAAGUAUUAUUAUUGUUUAUACGUACAUAUGGUAUUAUGACUAUUAUUGUACAGUAUUGAUUGGUAAUUGGUCAUGGUAUGCUAAUAGACCUGCAAUGCAAAUCAUUAAAAACCAUAGCAUGACCUAGCUGUUACUACGGCUAGCUUCACCAGUGCUGACAGUAAUUAUAAUUAAUAUACAUACAAAAACAAGAAGUUAUAAGCAUUGAAAGGAUUCAUAUAAAUUUAGCAUGCCAAGAAAGUAGAAUUAGAAUAUUUAGCUGACCUUUGACUUUGUGCAAGGUGUUUGGUAUUCAAAUUGCACUUUUCCUACCUCCUGAACAGGCAUCUUAGGCUAAGGGGCUGUUUACAUGAUGGAAUGUGGGAUGAUUUUGAUGUAUUGAAAUACGUCCAUAGGCUAAACGAAAGUCCAAAUGCUGGUUAACAAAAUUCAAAUGUUGUAGAGCAGAUCUUGUAGUUCAAGAAGAUUAUUAUUGCUGCUUGAACAACCUUUCAGUUGACAGGUAGCUAUUGCUAUCUGUCGGAAAUAAUGAAGUUUUUUGCUGAAGUGUACACUGUGACUUAUUUAAAUACAUCUAAAUCAUCCCGCCUCAUAUCUCAUCCUGGCAAAGCGGGAUCAUAAAAACAGCCCCUUAUUCAGCAAAUUGCGCAUGCUGCCUUUGAUCACUUGGGGGUGAGGCAGCAUUUUCCUUGCGAUAGUAACUUCUAGUUAAUAGUAUUUUAUAUAUAGCAUACUUGUAAGACGCUUUCGAUCAUUUUGUUAUGUAGAAAGCGCCAUAUAAAUUGUCAAAUUAUUAUGUUAUUAUUAUAACAAGCAAAUUUACUGUACUGUGCUACAGCAACUGUCCAGUCAGGCAAACGGGAUAAAAAGCCGAUAUAAUAAUAUAAUAUAAAAGAUAAUGUAAAAAAGUAACAGAACGGCGAACAUGCAGAUUCGGCCAUCUCAAAUCAAAUGGUAAUGUUGGGAUAGAGGGGAGCAGGGGCGUAGGAAGCAUCAAAAAGUUGGGGGGGCGGUUUUGAGGGGCACUUUUCGAAAGAAAAGGCACCUAAAAAAUUUUCCCGGAAAUGUUGGCGACUGGGGGCAGGUCAACUCAAAACAUUUCCGGACAUGUCAUCAUCUUCGCAAACAUACAAAAUUUUUCCGGACAUAUCAGAAUUUUUUCCGUAGUAUUUUUUCAGUAAAUAAAUGUAAUCAUAAAUCAAAGGCUAUUGAGGCAAACGGCGAUCUCAAUGACAUUUUUCACGUAGUCAGAAGGGCACUUUGCCACCGAAAAAAGGGCACUUUUGAAAACUUGGAGGGCCUGGCCCCCCUAGACCCCCCCCCCGGUUCCUACGCCCCUGGAGGGGAGUGAGCAGUAAGGCCGGUUGAAGCAAUCCUGGCUGCAAAUUUCAUCCCAAUUUUCCGGGCUGAAACUCGCCAUGCAGUUGACGGAAGAUAUAAAUAGUUCGGGUUAAAAAAUCAGCAUUUAAGUGACUUUAUUUCUGUUCUAUUUUUAAAUGCAACCACAGUCUCGCAGAAGUCAAAUAAUAUAGACAUGAACAACAUUUUAAAUUCUUCGAAGAAAGGAAUAGCUCCAUUUCGACACUUAAUCGUUUCAGCGCUGGCUGGGAGAUUUCACGCCUGUUUGAACUGAAAUUUGCCAUGUAAUCGUGAAACAAUUUCAGUUCCUGAGUUGAAAUUCAGCCUGGGCUGAAAACUCCCCUAUGUAAUCAGCCCCUUAAACUCUCUAUUAGCUAAAGAUGAAAGAUAUCCUAAACAUCUUCCUUUAUUACUUGCUUUUUUCUUUCAUUUGCAGAGCCAGUUAAUAAUAUCGAAAGGUUAUCCAUGCGAAGAACACUUUGUCCAAACCGAAGACAACUUUAUCUUAAACGUACAACGCAUACCGCACGGUCGAAAUCAGAAUCACACGAGACAAAAGGCAAAACCGAUCGUGUUUUUACAACAUGGACUAUUGGCCGAUAGCGCUUGUUGGGUUUUUAAUUUUCCCAAAACCAGUCUGGCUUUUAUCUUGGCUGAUAAUGGUUUCGACGUUUGGCUUGGAAAUUCGCGAGGGAAUAGAUACGCGAGAAGGAAUAAACAUUUGUCUCCUGAUUGCUUGAAGUUUUGGAAAUGGACGUAGGUUUUGGCAGUUUGAGGCAGAAAGGGAGGGAGGAAUGAAGGAAGGACCAAUGCAAAAAUAUUCUUUCCUGUUUUUCAACUAGAUUUGAUGCCAUGGCAAAGUACGAUUUACCUGCAACAAUGGAUUAUAUUGAACGCACCACAGGACAAGAUCAGCUGGUCUACAUUGGUCACUCUCAGGGAACUCUGAUCGCGUUUGCUGCUCUGUCCACUAAUCCUGAACUUGCAAAGAAAGUAAAGCUGUUUAUUGCCCUCGCUCCUAUUGUCACCAUUGGGAACAUAAUGGUGCCUGAACUCAGAAUUCUGGCUGACAUUACUACGGCUAUUGAUGUGAGUGUGGUGGUGAUGAUGAUGAUAAUGAUCAUGGUAAUGAUUAUGGUGGUGAUGACGACGAUGAUGACGCUGGUGGUGAUGGUGAUGAUGAUGGUUAUGAUGAUGGUUAUGAUGAUGAUGGUAAUGGUGAUGAUGAUAAUGAUGAUGAUGAUGAUGAUAAUGGUGAUGAUGGUAAUGAUGUGAUGGUGAUGAUGAUGACAAUGAUGAUGGUGAUGAUGGUAAUGCUGAUAGUAAUGAUGACGACGAUGAUGAAGUUGAUGAUAAUGAUGGCGAUGAUAGGUGAUGAUGAUGUAAUGGUGAUGAUCCUUGAUGAUCAUGAUGAUGAUCAUGAUGGUGAUGAUGAUGAUGAUGAUGAUGGUGAUGAUGAUGUAAUGGUGAUGAUUCUUGAUGAUGAUGAUGAUGAUGAUGAUGAUGGUAAUGAUGAUGAUGAUGAUGAUGAUGGUGACGAUGAUGUAAUGGUGAUGAUUCUUGAUGAUGAUGAUGAUGAUGAUGAUGGUGAUGAUCAUGAUGAUGGUAAUGAUGAUGAUGAUGAUGGUGAUGAUGAUGAUGAUUGUGAUGAUGGUGAAGAUAAUGAUGGUAAUAAUGAUAAUGCUGAUGGUAAUGAUGAUGAUGGUGAUAAUGAUGAUGGUGAUGAUGAGAUGGUGAUGAUUUGUGAUGAUAAUGGUGAUGAUGAUGAUGGUGAUAAUGAUGAUGGUGAUGGUAAUGAUGGUGAUGACAUUGAUGGCAAUAAUGAUGGUGAUAAUCAAUAUGUUGGUGAUAAUCAAUACAUGUCCGUUUCCUAAAUUUUACAUUUCCAGGAUGUGGCACCAGUUAUCGAUGCGCCAUUUCUUCCUGGAGAUAUAUGGCGAACGCAGUUUAUCGACAAAGGUUUUUGCAACGGAGUGACUGAGGAAAAGCUAUGUUAUCAAGUUAUGAAGGUUUUCGUUGGAGCAGACCCUACAAAUGUAAACUAUGUAAGUAAAUAUUAUACAGUUUCCUGCCGUAGUCACCCUGGAUCAAUAAGGAAUGAUCCUUUCUUGACCUCUAGGGAGAAUAGUUUAGAACUGAUAUCCAGUGUAAAUAAAGUUGGUCAAAAAAUCUUUCUCUUAAUUUCAGAGUCGCAUUCCAGUGUAUCUUAACGGUUUUCCAUCCGGGACUUCGUUAAGAAAUCUGGUUCAUUUUGCGCAGGUAAUUUUAUUACCAUUCUACUAAACACGUACGAUGUGUCACUAACCGAAAGGGCAAAACAGAGCUGAUGUUUUUGUUUUUAUUUUUAUUUUCAGUUGCUCGUCUCAGGAAAAUGUCAAAUGUUUGACUAUGGUAUCAUUGAAAACUAUCUCCAUUACGGCCAGGUAGCGAAUCUUCAGUAUUAGAAAGGUGUCUGUAUCAGAGAGGUGUCUGUAUUAGAGAGGUGUCUGCAUUAGAGAGGUGUCUGUAUUAGAGAGGUGUCUGUAUUAGAGAGGUGUCUGUAUUGGAGAGAGGCAGGGACGCCGGAACUGGGGUGGCAGGAGGGGCAGCCGCCCCUGUUGCCCUUUGCCAGGAGGGGCAAGGGGGGCUAAGGUGUCCUUUCAAUUUAGAGGAUUGCCUUGGCGAAAUAGGGAAUUGUCAGAAAUGUUAGUGCAAUUCUUUUACGACUUUUUUUCAGAAAAUGCAAGAAAUGCAGUCAUCGAGCUUCAAGAAUAGCACAAUCGCCUGGCGGAGAACCCCCUCACACCCCUAUCAUCCAAUAAAUAGAAAACAUGGUUAGGCGAAGUUCAACUCCCGAUGUUUUGCAAACAUCUCUUAGUAUAUAUAAAUUCAAAAGUGCCCUUUCACGAAAAUCUGAGGGGUCUGUAUUAGAUAGAUGACUGUAUUAGAGAGGUGUCUGCAUUAGAGAGGUGUCUGUAUUAGAGAGGUAUCUGUAUUAGGGAGGUGUCAGUAUUAGAGAGGGGUCUGCAUUAGAGAGGUGUCCGUAUUAGAGAGGGUCUGUAUCAGAGAGGUGUGUGUAUUAGAGAGAUGUCUGUAUUAGAAAGGUUUCUGUAUUAGAGAGGUGUCUGCAUUAGGAGGUGUCUGUAGCAUAGAGGGGUCUGUAUUAGACAGUCUGUAUUAGAGAGGUCUCAGUAUUAGAGAGAUUCCCACAUUAGAGAGGUGUAUGUAUUAGAGAUGUGUCUACACCAAAGAGGUGCCUCUAUUAGAAAGGUGUCAGUAUAACUGAUCUUUCCUAAAUAUAUUCUAAUUCUGUUCAACAUAUUUUCAGGCAAAACCACCCCAAUAUAAUGUGGUAAACAUCGACGUGCCCAUCGCUAUAUUCUCGGGAAAUCACGACACGCUUUCGGAUCCGGCCGACGUCGAAUUGCUGAUACCGAAACUGAAAAAUCUGAUCUAUAUUAAGAAACUGGAGCAAUUUAAUCACGUUGAUUUUGUUAUGGGAUUGAAUGCGAAUGUUGUACUGUACCCAGACAUUGUUAAACUUAGCAAAAAAUAUUCUAACUUGGAUUAAAAUUGUCUUUAUUGUGCCGAUUACAUGAGUCGAGUUGUCCCGGCUAGCCGAGGUGCGUCAUAAUUAACGCAUAAUAACCUCGCAAAUUACUUUUCAUGAAGGCUGUAUAAUGAAUAUUAGAUAAUACCUUUGUAUUAUAUAAUAUUCAUUAGAGUUCUGAUCGCUUAAUUGUCUGUUUAUGGUCACGUGAUAUUGAGUAGAAAAUUCCAUUUCCCAAGAGUGCAAUGGAAUACGUUCCAUUGCACUCUUUGCGAGUGCAAUUGUACGAUACGUUUUAUGCCAUUGCACUCUUUGUGUUUUCGAUAAAUCGCAUCCGUCAAAAUGCUUCUCAUACGAAUCUAUUAGUCUAUUUUGGUAUUAUAUAAAACAGGGGUCGCCUCGUUGAAUGGAACAUUCCAUCUUUCACCAGUUCACCUCAUGAAAAUAUUCUUACCAUUGCAUGAAUAAACAUUCAUUAUUUGUAUACUAUUAAAAAACCUAUUAAUAAUUCAUGAGGAAAAUGCAAAUGAAAUGAAUGUUUAAUCAAUGUUUGUAAAUUGGAGAAAGAUUUGUCCUGAUUUACAUAAACUUCAGCUUUGAUUUUCUCUUCUUAGAUAAUGUUAAUUUUUUAAAUUACUUCGCGAAUGAACUAAUAAGAUGGGUCGUUUUUUAAGCGGCGAGAGUUUGUAUAUCAGAUAAAGAUCGGAUGCGAAUGUUUUAACUAUAGUACUUAAUUAAUUAAAAGCAAUAAAAAAAAUUAGAUUACAUGGAAAAGGCUAGGGACCAACACAUGUACACACGCAAAAACGCACAUCUUGCAGCAAGUCUGCCAACAAGCCGUCAACAAGUUGUAUUCGCACUGCUUGUUCCAAGUUGUCAACAAGUUUGGAACAAGCUGUUAACAACUUGCAACAAGCUUGAUGGCAUUAUCAGCAAAUUGUUCUAACAAGUCUGACACAGUCACGAUAUAACAAUAUUGUUACAACUUUGUGCCGUCAAACUUGUAACAUUCUUCUUAUAUCAUGAAUGUAUCGGACUUGUUAGAACAACCUUGUAACAUUCUUGUCAUGUCAUGACUGUAUCAGUCUUGUUAGAACAACCUUGUAACAUUCUUGUUAUAUCAUGACUGUAUCAGACUUGUUAGAACAACGUUGCAACAUUCUUGUUAUAUCAUGACUGUAUCAGACUUUUUAGAACAACCUUGUAACAUUCUUGUUAUAUCAUGACUGUAUCAGACUUGUUAGAACAACCGUGAAACAUUCUUCUUAUAUCAUGACUGUACAUGUAUCAGACUUGUUAGAACAACCUUGUAAAAUUCCUGUUAUAUCAUGACUGUAUCAAACUUGUUAGAACAAUCUUGUAACAUUCUUGUUAUGUCAUGACUGUAUCAGACUUGUUAGAACAACCUUGUAAAAUUCCUGUUAUGUCAUGACUGUAUCAAACUUGUUAGAACAAUCUUGUAACAUUCUUGUUAUAUCAUGACUGUAUCAGACUUGUUAGAACAACCUUGUGUACCAUUAGUCUCAUAGUGCCACCAAGCUUGUUACAAGUUGUUAACAGCUUAGGGCCUGUUUAUAUUGAGGCGAGUUACCACGCAAGGCGAGUAACUCGCCCAGGCGGGACAAACAAGCGCUCUGUUUAUAUGGAACCGAGUUACUUGGCAUUUGCUACAUGAUUGCCGUAUGACGCCGAAAUGGCGCCAAAACACAAAAAGGAGUUAAGUCGUUUGAAACGUUAAAAAAACUUUUACAAAAUGUCGUCUAAAUACAAGAAUAAGCGCCGAGAAAUUCAGAAAAACUUAUCUAUCGAUUCGUAUAUGUAUUUUUGAGCUUUUAUGUUUCAAAUGCAUAGCACAUAUCCUACAUUCUAUCCCGGACGACUGAGUUAUCCGGGCAAAGUAUCUACAUGGUAAAAUAUUCAUCUUGUCUAGGCGAUAUCCCGCCUCUUUCUGCCGGGAACUUGUCAAGGCGAGUAACUCGGCUCAGGGUUUACUUUAACGUGCAGUUCUACACAAAAUGUGCAGUUCUAAACCCAUUUGUGCAGUUCUUAAAACACAAAUAUGCAGUCACCAAACUAACAAAAAUAGCCUUAAUUAAAACAGUCCUCUCAUUUACUCGUUACCCUUGCGGAUGCACCAAAAAUAUAAACGAUUUCUGGGGAAGGACUUCAGAUCCCCCUAUUUUCCUCACAAAACACUUAUGUGCUGGGGUAAUAGAAAAGAAAGUAAAAUUGGGGCGAGCGAAGCUCCCCAAAAGAGAUUAGAGUGGGAGAACCUAAUAUUCUUUGCUGCCUCAAAUGCAAAUUUAAGGUUGUUAUAUAUUGAAUAUCCAUGAUUCCCAGUUACAUGUUUUGAAACAGAUUUUGAGUGGUUGGGUAAAACAAAUCUUUGCCAGAACUUAACAGCCUCUAGACUCAAUUGUUUUGGGAACAGCCCUAUCUCCCGCACCCAACACGAGUUUGUCUGGCCUUUCUCCAAUUCUCCCACCCAACCUCAUCAUUAUUCUGUCACCUAUAUGCAGGUAAAAUAUCCUUCGAAUCCCCCCAGUCAAACACCCGUUGCCUUCGUAACAUCCCUAUGUGUGCAGUUCUAAAUUUUUCUUAAAAUAAACCCUGAGUCUCGGCUGCAUCAUGUAAACAGGCCGUUAACGAUAAUGAACUUAUACUUCACGCUAGCUAUAGCCAGGACAACUCGCUGCAUGUAUAUAUUGGUAGAAUGAAUCAUUCCUAUUCAAUGCAAUCAUCUCCAAAUUUCAUAAUUAUAGCUCAUAUUUAAAUGUCCAUUUGGUUAUGAGUUUACAUAAUGGGGCAAUAUAUAUAGGAGUAACAUUAUAUUAAUCAGUUCUAUUAAAUUAUUAGAAAACUAUUUCAGUUGUCAGAAAUGGUUGAUGCGUAAAGGAAGUCUAAUAGAUAUAUUCCUUCCACCAAAAUCGACGCAAUUGCUACAUGGCAUUGGCUUCGCUCUAUCUUUAACUGUUAGUGGUAUGCCAACUUUAAAGGAGUUUAGGAAGAAAUCAUACACCUUACUCGUGUUAAAUUCGCGUCAUGUCGCUCAGCUUUAAAUUCGCGCAAGUAAUUUUCCGUGUUCGUUCUUUCUGGUUUAAAUGUUUAAUUAAUAUAACUAUUAACAAUUGUCGUAUUUAUAAUAAGUAUGUUUAUCAACAAAAUAUACUUCAAUAUUUGUCAAAACUUAACAAAAAGCGAUUAGGUGGCCUCAUAAAAUGGCUUCAAAAUUAUGAUGUAAACAAAAUUCAAGAUAAUAAUAAAGCGUGAGUUGAAAUACCAACAAAUACCAAAAAUUAUUGUAUGAUUCUCAUUUGCCUAAUACAAUAACAUAAUGCAAAUAGUAAUGCAAAUCAGUUAUUAAUAAAUCAACUGAGUGCAUUACCAACAAUGAGUGUCUCAUAUUACACCAUAUUACUUCCUUUUUAAACAACACUCCUAAUUGAGAAAGUGAGAAACAGAGACAGUCAAGAAACCCAGAUCAGAAAUUCAAACGGCGAAUAAUGACAAAUAUACCGACCCUAACAAAGAUAGUUUUCGAACAAAUCCGCAUGCUCCUACAAUAAAUCGUAAGACAAAACACAUACGCGGUUUUAAAAUUGCUCAUUUAAACAUUAGAAGUUUUAUUAAACAUAUUGAUCAAUUCAGAUACUUUCUUAAUUAAAGAAAAACAAUAAUUUGUCUUAAUGAAACAUUACUGGACGAAACAAUUAAUGAUCAUGAAGUUAAUAUUGAAGGCUAUGUCAUUGUGAGAAAAGAUAGAAAUCGUAAUGGUGGUGGGGUAGCUAUUUAUGUUCGAAGUACAAUCAAUUACAUGAUAAGGGCUGAGUUUGACACAGAAGGCUUAGAAACAAUCACGGUUGAAAUCUCUAAGCCAAAACCAUUUAUUAUUAAUUGUGUAUACAGACCUCCAUAUUCAACAGUCGAAUUAUUAAAUACUUAUGAAAAAUUAAUCGAGAUACUUGACUACGAAAACAAAGAAACAAUCUUGAUUGGAGACUUCAACUGCGAUUGGACAGGCGUUAAGUCGGAUAAAGUCAAACCGCAAACUAAUAAAUUACACGAAAUUAUUCAAACGUAUCAAUUCGAACAAAUGAUAGAUCAACCCACGCGAAUAACUACCAAUUCAGAAACAAUAAUCGAUUUGGCUUUUACAAAUAAACCGGGACUAAUAAUCCGUUCUGGCGGCGUAAUCCAUAUCGGAAUAAGUGAUCAUAGCUUAAAGACGGCUUACAGUCCGUGCUGCGCAUGUGCGAUUCUUUUUGUUUUGGUAGACUACUCAUCUCUCGUUUCCAUGGUUUCCAGUCCGAUUGCGUAAUAUACGCGCGAUUCUAUAUUUAUUGAUACAAGGAGUGGGAAUACACAGUUUCGACGAGAUUUUCAACGAUUUGUGACUUUUAUGUGGAAUCCGAUUAAUAACAAAUCAUUGAAACAGGCUAGUUCCUCGGGUAGAGGAGAACUGCACGGAACUGAACAUAUAUAUACAUGCAUGGACUGUAGUAAGAGUCUGCGGAGUGCGGUGCGGUGCAUACAUCGUCUCCGAUGCGCUCAAUUAUGCGACGACCAAAAACUAUAAACAGAACAAAACGACAAAUAUAUUUUACUAUAGCACGCGAGUAUAAUUACAUCAUUUUCUAACUUACUUAAAACGUUAAGAACUGUCAGAAAAGACAGCAAUACAAUAGCCUAUAUUAUACUCAUUUUGUAAUUUACGUCGUCAAGGACAAUUAUAUAGGGCUCUAUAGAUGCCUAUAGGCUUUUAUGCCCAACUGUACAAGGCAUCUAUAGGCCACGUAUAGACGUUUUUCGUAUAUACUUUUAGUAAGUUUGUCAAGGACAAUGUGCCAUUAACAUUGACUAAUUGAUUGUCCAUGCCGGUUUAGGCGCCGGUUAUAAUAGCGACUAUGUAUAUAUAUAUUUUCAGUUAGCAACCAGAGCCACAAGGAUUCACAUCGAGUUGAUUCGAGUAACCAGAGGACUCGUUAGAGAAUAGAUCGUUUUACUAGGAUUGCUCCCAAAUAUAGCCAUGCAUUUUCGAUUCAGUUUUGGUGUUUUAGACUGGUGUUUUACAAUUAUCUAAUCAUUUAUGAAAUCUAUAUAUUAAAUUUCCUUAAAAUAUCCUGAAACCAUUGGCAAGUACAUUUAUAUUUUUUAUACAAUUUUAAUUUUCAAACCACUGUAUGCAUGCAUGCAUCGUGGACAUUGUGAACAAUAUAACACUUGUCAAAAAUCGGUCUCCCAUGCAUACCCAGCUACUGUAGCUUGUUCGUAGGUGCGAAGUAUCCUCCCACUUUCAUAGCAUUAUUCCACUCCUCGUACAAUGUCAAACUUACAAAUAACAUACGCUAAGAUUAUCAGAUUAACAUCAUUGGAAAAUUAUAAUAAUGAACUCUUUAUAUAUAAAAUCUAGUAGUGUACUGACAUAAUUUCAGAAACCUGCGCUAUAACACACGUAUAUUACUCGUAUUCUAGAAGCGCACUCAUAUUCAUACUCAAUGGAUGAAUGCCCCGAGUGGAGGUUCAAUCUGAGCUUCUUUUGAGUGUCAGCCUUGUUUUUCAAUAGCUGCCAGAAACAUGAGUAUAGUCAUAUAGUAACGGUACGACACUAACCCUCCAGCUAUUCAAAAACAGCAAUGACACUCGAGAGAAGCAGUAGAAGCUCAGACUGAACUUCCACUAAUUGAGUGUGAGUAUAUAGGGGAGCUUUUAGAAUACGGGCGUAAAACUACUUUCAGAACAACGGCAACGGUACAUAAAACGGUUACCAAAAUUCGCCCAUAUUAUGUAGUAUUUCAUGCUCUUUCCAAAGAU
Paramuricea clavata is the source of this 12559-nucleotide messenger RNA. Lineage: Eukaryota; Metazoa; Cnidaria; Anthozoa; Malacalcyonacea; Plexauridae. The record is from the annotation of a GenBank genome assembly.